Molecule: messenger RNA, 1161 nt
Organism: Rotaria sp. Silwood1
Lineage: Eukaryota; Metazoa; Rotifera; Eurotatoria; Philodinida; Philodinidae
Source: the annotation of a GenBank genome assembly
AUGUCACGUCAUAUAAAGACGGGUUAUCUUCGUUAUUAUUAUAAGGGUUUAUUAUCAAAAAAAUGGAAAGAUUUUUAUUUUGUACUCUUUGAUGAUUCAACAUUGCAAUGGUAUGAAAAACAAAGUGAUCGAAAACCAGAAGGAUCAAUACGUAUUCGUGAUAUAGCACAAAAUCUUUGUGUUGGACCAUAUACAAGAUGUUUACCUAAUCGACCACCAUUUCCUCGACCAACUGAUGAAGCUAAUCUUAUUGCUUUACCACGAUCUUCACCUGGACAUCAUCAUUCAGAAAUUGUAUGGAUUCUUUGUAAUGAUGUUACUCAUCUCAAUGAUUGGAUGAAAGCAAUCGUGUCUACAUUACCACCUCCACCUCAACAACCUCUACCACCACCUUCUCAGCAACAUGGUGAUGCUGUUCGACCAUCUGCUCCACCAUCUGGUCCACCACCACCCUAUCCAUCUUCAAAUCUCUAUUCUUCACAACAACAACAACGUCCAAUGUAUCCAACAUUGCAAGGUAAUCAACCACAGCAAUCGUACCGUUCACCAUAUGGAGGUACAGGUGCACCAAAUAGUCAACAACCAAACUAUCAUACAACAGUAGUCGUUCAACCUUCGCCCACAUAUGGCGGUGGCGGAGGAGGAGGAGGUUAUGGUGGUUAUGGAGGAGGCGGUGGAAGUUCAUUAGCUGGUGUAGGAUUAGGCCUGGCUGGUGGAGCAUUACUUGGUGGUGCUCUUGGGUAUGCAUGGGGAGGUGGUUUUGGUGGUCAUGGAGGUUGGGGCUAUGGAAUGGGACCUUCUGGAUAUUAUGGUGGAUACGGUGGAUGGGAUGGAGGUAAUGAUACAACCAUUGUCAAUAACUAUUAUGAUAAUGAUACAACAAAUAACUAUAAUCAAGAUACAACAAAUAAUGAUUAUUCAAAUUAUAACGACACACAAACAGAUGGUUUUCAAUAUGAUACAAAUAAUGAUGGAGGAAAUUAUGACUAUGGAGGUGGAUCAAAUGAUUAUGCUGGCGGUGGUGAUUUUGGUGGUGGUAACGAUUUUGGUGGUGGUGACGAUUUUGGUGGUGGUGGUGACUUCGGCGGUGGAGAUUAUGGUGGUGGCGAUUUCGGCGGUGGAGACUUUGGUGGAGGUGAUUUUGGAGGGGGCGAUUGGUAA